AUAUAAGCGGUUUUUGGUCCACGAUAGACAUAGUUCAAUUUUGCACUGCAUACAGAACAAAGCUCAAAGCCCUCAAAAUGAAAUUGUUCAUCGUUGCUUUGGCUCUGCUCGCCGUGGUUGCAGCCCAAGACGAUAAGUACACCACCAAGUAUGACAGCGUCGACAUCGAUGAGAUCCUGAAGUCCGAACGUCUGUUCAAGAACUACUACGCCUGCCUUAUGGACACCGGAGCUUGCACCCCAGAUGUCAACGAACUGAAGCGUGUCCUGCCCGAUGCCCUGGAGAACAACUGUGCCAAGUGUAGCGAGAAGCAGCAGAACGACAGCACCAAGACCAUCAAGUACCUGACCGAGAACAAGCCAGAGGAAUGGAAGGCUCUGAAGGCCAAGUACGAUCCCGACAACAAGUACGUCGAGAAGUACGUCGCCGAUGCUGACAAGGAAGGAAUCAAGCUGUAAACUGCUGAAGAUUCUGUGAUUAAGACUGAACUGACCAACCUCUAGGAUAACGAUUAGGAUUUUUGAUGUUUGAUUAGAUCACCAAGCUGGAUACAACUCAAUUCAAAUCAAGUUCAAACGAAAUAGAUGAGACAAUAAAUGCAUUUAUGUGACUGAAAUAAAA
Messenger RNA from Aedes aegypti (yellow fever mosquito), 621 nucleotides. RefSeq names its product ejaculatory bulb-specific protein 3. Bases 78 to 458 code for a protein of 126 amino acids. The transcript has 2 exons. Lineage: Eukaryota; Metazoa; Arthropoda; Insecta; Diptera; Culicidae. The record is from RefSeq and is a predicted model, not a curated record.